AUGUCGAACCCAAACAACUGGCAGGAGGAGGCGAUGCGGCGUCUGCGCCAGAUGCAGACGCGGGGCGGGUAUCCCGGACGAGGAGGACCGCAGAUGCCCAGAGGAGCAAACGGCGCCUUGAUUGGAGGAAUCUUGCUGGCGGGUGGCGCUUGGGUGCUGUCGAACUCGCUGUUCAACGUGGACGGUGGUCACCGAGCGAUCAAGUACCAGCGAUUAAGAGGCGUGAGCAAGGAGAUUUACAGCGAAGGAACACACAUCAACAUUCCUUGGUUCGAGACACCCAUCAUCUACGAUGUACGAGCGAAGCCGCGCAAUGUUGCUUCGCUGACUGGCACCAAAGACUUGCAGAUGGUCAACAUCACCUGCCGUGUUCUGUCAAGACCGAAUGUCGAAGCUCUGCCUCAGAUCUACCGAACACUCGGAACCGACUACGAUGAGCGAGUGCUGCCAUCAAUUGUGAACGAGGUCCUGAAGAGCGUGGUCGCUCAGUUCAAUGCCAGUCAGCUCAUUACACAGCGAGAGAUGGUCGCCCGAUUAGUACGGGAGAACCUGUCUCGCCGAGCUGCGCGAUUCAAUAUCCUACUCGAUGAUGUGUCUCUGACGCAUCUUGCCUUUUCCCCAGAGUUCACAGCCGCUGUCGAAGCCAAGCAGGUUGCGCAACAGGAGGCACAGCGAGCAGCCUUUGUUGUAGACAAGGCCCGACAGGAGAAGCAGGCCAUGGUUGUCAAGGCGCAGGGUGAGGCUCGAUCCGCCGAGCUGAUUGGCGAGGCCAUCAAGAAGAGCAAGGCCUACGUGGAGCUGAAGAAGAUUGAGAAUGCCAGACUCAUUGCUCAGCAGCUGCAAGAGUCUGGAGCCAAGAACAGGCUGAUGCUGGAUUCUGAGGGCCUGGGUCUGAACGUAUUUGAGGAGGAGAAGAAAUGA
Molecule: messenger RNA, 921 nt
Organism: Trichoderma breve
Lineage: Eukaryota; Fungi; Ascomycota; Sordariomycetes; Hypocreales; Hypocreaceae
Product: SPFH domain / band 7 family domain-containing protein
Exons: 3
Coding region: 1-921 (306 amino acids)
Biological process (GO): mitochondrion organization
Cellular component (GO): mitochondrion; membrane
Source: RefSeq, a predicted model, not a curated record